This is a messenger RNA of Maylandia zebra (zebra mbuna), 3347 nucleotides long. It is a transcript of the gene ciz1a, whose product is annotated as cdkn1a interacting zinc finger protein 1a. NCBI's taxonomy places the organism in Eukaryota, Metazoa, Chordata, Actinopteri, Cichliformes, Cichlidae. The record is from RefSeq and is a predicted model, not a curated record. Gene Ontology annotation, cellular component: nucleus. Gene Ontology annotation, molecular function: zinc ion binding; nucleic acid binding.
GCAGCCACUAGGGGGUGACACGGUCCACCGGUUUGAUCAGAGGUUAUGGCUUCAGUUUUUGUGCAAGUUGCACCGUUGCUGUAAAGAGCGAGUGUUUAACUCUUCGGUUUGGUUUUACGUUGACAAUUAACACCCGGCGAGGUUUACGUCUCUGGGGGCAGCUGUAGGAGGCUAAAUACGACAAAGCAGUCCCUACAGGAGAGAGAUCCUCUGUCCUAAGAGGUGCCACACAUUGACGGCUCUGACAACUCGUUGCAACGUAACGGAUUAAAUCAGAGCCCGUGAUGUUCAAUCCGCACAUCCAUCAGCAGCAACAGCAACAGUUUCACCAGCAACUGAGGCAACUACAGCAACUUUUCCAGCAGCAGCAGCCUCCGCCUCCCCCGCCGCAGCCGCCUCCCGGACACCAUGUGGCCCAUCACCACCAGACACCCCGAACCAUUCCUGUUGCCCCCCAGACAGCACCCCCUCCCCGGAUGGUCAACCUGAGCCAUGCCUCGCAGACAACCAUCAUCGCCCCCAAUCCCAUGCUGCAGGGUGCUUUACUGAUGCAGCAGAUGCAGGGUAACAUGCGGGGCUUUGGGAUGGGUGGGCAGCAGUUUCGGCAGUUCUUCACAGCAGGGAACAGGUCGUCCCUGCUCGGGCCGGUUCCCAUGGGCAUGGCUAUCAAGUCUCCCAUCAUGGGUUUCCCAGCUACACGACCCUUCCACCCACAUCCCCGCUACUUCAACAACAACAACAACAACACCACCACCUCCUCAGCAUCCUCUGCCUCCUCUUCUUCGUCUUCCGCGGAUGCUGCAAAUCGACAGCCAGAUCGUAAGCGGGACAGUGAGCAGAUGGCAGCAGGGAGCUCAGAUGAGCAACCAGCAGCAGCUAGCAGUACCACUGGAGCUAAUGGCAAGACUCAAGCAGAUGGUGCUACGGGAGGACUGGAUGGGCCAACACAACUAUCUGAGGAGCAACUUGAAGAACCUGCAGUGAAGAAAAAGAGGACAGAAUGGUUGGAGAAGCCCACAGAACAGGGAGCUGCCGAGGCCGUCACUACGGCAAACAUAGAUGCGGAAGCUCUUUCCUCGGAGUGUAGCAACAACACAGAGGAUGUCCACCCUGAAGAAUGCAUCGCUCUGGAAGAAAGUGGCUCCCGAACAGGAUCAGACAUUGUCGACGCACUCGAGGAGACCAAAGUUGGUGAGCUGCAUAGCUGUUCGUCAGCCCCGUCCCCCUCUGGCAGGCCUAGUGAGGGUGACCGGCAGGCUAAUUUACCAGCAGAGGAAACUUCACAGAGCAAAGAUGCCCCAGUAGCUUUGCCUGAGAGCCAGGAUGAAGAGGAGGAGGGUGUGGCAGAGGGCUCCAGCAAGUUCUACUGUUAUCUUUGCAGCACCACCUGCCACAACCAGCAAAACUUCAGGAGUCAUAUGAACAGCAUUUCCCACCAGCAGAGGAUGAUGGAGAUCCAACACAUGAGCAAUGCCUGCCUCGUCACCCUGCUGCCUCGGGUGCAGGAGUCUCUACAGGGAGCAAACAAAGAUGGGGAGAAGAAAGACUUGAAGCGUUGGUGUGCCACCUGUCUCACACACUUCACGAGUAGCAUCGCCGACCACCGUCGCACAGAGGAACACAAGCUUGCCAGUAAAACAGACAUGUCCUCCUGUGCCAUCUGCAAGAAACACUUCAAGAACUCCCAGAUGUUUUUGGAGCACUUGCAGUCCCAGGAGCACAGACAGAAGCUCCAGGAAACGGAUUGUGAGGCCUUCGCCAAACUUGCUUCAUUGGGCACAGAAGGUUUUUCAUUAGAAACAGAGGAGGGGACUGAGGAGGAGAAAGGAUUGAGUAAUCAAGGAGAUGGAGAGGACGGCUGGUCCUCCCUUAAAGAAGCGACUGACGUGUCCAGUGAUGAGCAGUAUGACCCUGACACAGUCUAUGGGUCCAGUUUUUUAGUUCCAGUCGCAGGUUUUAUCUGCAAGCUUUGCAACAAGUUUUACAACUUUGAGUCUUCUGCCCUGCACGGCCACUGCAAAUCAUUGCAGCACUUUGAGAAUCUUAAGAGGUACAAAGCCUUGGUGAGUCGAAAAGGUGAAGAUGCUGAAGAUUCGAGAGAAUCUGUCCAACCUGCUGACGGGCUCAUGCACAUAAAUGAAACUGCCUCAGACUGUUCGGAUAAAAAUCUACUCUCUGAUGACAGAGAUUUAGCGACGAACCUUAAAUCCUUGCAGCCCGUUGUCACGCUCACCCAACUUAAAAUGCAGAUACAGGGCGAGGAAAAGGGAAAGCUGGCCGAACCUGAGGCAACCUCAGAGGACUUGUCUACCACCUCAGCAACCAUCACUAGCAACAUGGACACAUCCCCUGCUGAGGUGCCCGCCAGCAGUAGUGUGGACAUGGACUCUGAGCCAUCAGCCUCUGCAGAGGAUGCCACUGAAGAGUUGGAGGAGAGAGAAGCCCCUGCAACCCAGGGGAAAAAGAUUGGGACGGGGAAAGCACCCAGACGCAGGUCGGGAAGGGCGGCAAACAGGCGAUGAGGAAAUGAUGUGCACAGAAAAGAAACAGGUACAAUCACAACCACUGACAGGAUGUGACUAAAGAGGUGCUUCCAUGGAACAGAGACCAAGGAGUUGGCGGUCGAGCUCCUCACCGCACUGGAAAGUUGGAAUUAAAUGCACAGAGAACAGGACUUCUCAUGUGAAUCGCUCUCCCAGGGUGAGAAAUUAACACAAUUGCGGGCGAAGCUCUUAAUUUUGGCUUUCAGUUGGAAAAUGUGGGCCAGCGUCAGCCAUCACUAUCAGAUUACACAUUAUAAAGUCAUCUAGUCAAAAAUAAAAAGAUGAAGUAGAUAUUGAACUUAAAGCAUUUGUGUUUAGUAUCAGUAUAAUCAGAACAACUAAAUAGACCUUUUUUUUUUUCCCUUUUUUUUCCCCUUUUUUUUAACAACGAGAACAUCCUUGUAUUUGAUGCCCUCUUUGAACUGAUUCCCGUACUUUGGUCUCUGGAAAACUGCAACUAAGCAGAUUGUGCUUAUUUGUGUAGUCGCACUACGACAGAAAUUCAUAGAGGCUGUUGCUUCAACAGGUGACAGGAAAAUAAAUAUAUAUAAAAUGUAUAUAUCUUUGGAUAUAAUGGCCCAUGGUCCCAUUGAGGUUUAAUUGGCUUUAUUCUAUCAUUCCAAAUCUGUGCUUUGGUUCAGACAUUGUAUUUUUUAAAACCUAAUAUUUGCUGUGCUGAAUUAAAACUGCACAUAGUGUUGUUUGCAUACUAACUAAAAAAAACAAAGGGUAUUGUGACUUUUACUGUAUACAUGAAGGAUGUAGUUUGGAAUUAGGAAAUGCUGCUUGGUUGCAAAAAAAAAA